Molecule: messenger RNA, 2980 nt
Organism: Psylliodes chrysocephalus
Lineage: Eukaryota; Metazoa; Arthropoda; Insecta; Coleoptera; Chrysomelidae
Source: the annotation of a GenBank genome assembly
AAGCAGUCCAUUUUCCAUUUUAGUUAUGUCAGACAGGAAAUAUUUUUUGUUUUUCGAGUAACAAAAGGUUUCUUGUUAUAAGAAGGUGACGACUGUGCGCUAGGCAAUGUCCGAGGCGGCAUCAAAAAAAAUUGAUGACCUACUUCAUCGCAUCCAAAACGAAAGGAGUCCCCCAAAUCCACCACCACCUAUGAGUCGCUCUGGUAAUGGGGCUCGAAGGGCUCCUCUACCAUUGAGUCUAAACAACAGUGGCAGCCCAGUUAUGGCCAGGCCUCAAAAUUUAUCAUUUAGUGCUAAACAAAAUGAUAAUCUAGAAACAGAAAGGAAACUAAAAGAGAUUAUGAGAAUUAGUGGUGAUUUAACAAUAGAUGGAAAACUUUAUAAAACGGAUAUCAAAGACAUGGAACAUAUAGAAGAACUUGGAAAUGGUACAUGUGGACAUGUAGUCAAAAUGAGACAUAUACCUAGUGGAAGUAUUAUAGCUGUUAAGCAAAUGAGACGCUCAGGAAAUAGUGAUGAGAACAAAAGAAUCAUUAUGGACAUAGAAGUAGUUUUGAAAUCACAUGACUGUAAAUAUAUAGUACAAUGUUUAGGUUGUUUCAUAACAGAUUCUGAGGUCUGGAUCUGUAUGGAACUUAUGGACACAUGUUUUGAUAAGUUACUAAAGAGAUUCAAACAAUCAAUUCCAGAAGAAGUUUUGGGGAAAGUCACAGUUGCAACAGUAGAAGCAUUAUCUUACCUAAAAGAUAAACACGAUGUCAUGCACAGGGACGUCAAACCUUCAAAUAUACUAUUAGACACAAAGGGCAAUGUGAAAUUAUGCGAUUUUGGAAUUAGUGGGAGACUUGUAGAUUCUAUGGCAAAAACGAGAAGUGCGGGAUGUGCUGCAUACAUGGCGCCUGAACGAAUCGAACCUCCAGACCCAAAAAAUCCAGAUUAUGAUAUUAGAGCCGAUGUCUGGUCACUCGGAAUCACUCUGGUGGAGAUGGCGACUGGAGUGUUUCCCUAUCACGACUGCAAGACUGAUUUUGAGGUGCUCACCAAGGUGAUAGGACAAGAACCGCCGAGACUGCCGACUGAUAAAGAAUUCACACCCGAAUUUAGAGAUUUUGUAUCAAUUUGUUUAAUAAAAAAUCCCAGAGACAGGCCGAAGUACACGCUGUUGAAAAGUCAUGAAUUCAUCAAAACCUAUGAGGUGGUGAAUAACGUGAAUGUAGGCGAGUGGUAUGUAAAAAUGAUCAAACGUUCAGAAGAAAUGUCAAAUCGGGCGGCGCCUAGACAAAAUUCAACAGCGAACACCAUUCGACAGUUCUUCACAUCUCGCCAAACGUUUCAACCACAACAGUCCUCGCCAGCAACCACCUCGCAAUCGUUAACGAACGGCAAGGCGUCUCCGAAGCCCCCGGAAGCGCUGUCGCCCCCUCCGACGGCCAGAGCGUCUCACGUGUCGCGGUUUAGUUGUUUCCAGAGGGAGAAUCAGUCGCAAGACGCUACAAAUCAGGUGCCUAGAAGUUAUUCGCCUUAUUCGGUCUACCAGAACCACGUGGCUUCGUUGAAAGAGCAACUAGAGAACAAAAUUGAACAACAAAAACAAAACAAUGCCGGUUCAUCUUUCACCCCGAUUCCCACUAGAAGGCCUUUUGAAUCUUCGUCAACGUCGACCGCGAAUCCGUACCAGCAUCGUCGCGUGGCAAGCGAAACAAGAUGGCGGUCUCCUAGCGGCUCGCCGCUACCCCUUAGAACGCAAUUUCAAACGGAAGAGAGUCAGUAUAAUUGCGGAAAUACCAGCCCCAUUAUUCUGCAGCGGUUUUACCAUCAACAGAAGCAACAGCAGUUGGUCAAGGAGGCAGAAGAGUCUGGCAAAAAAAGAUUCGCCUCGUAUAUAAAACUGCAACUCAGUGGGGAUAGAAGCGGUAGAUCUUCGAGGCAUCAGAGUCCUGAACCGCCUCCUCGACUGAAUCGGAAUUCCAGUGUUGAAAACCAAAGUCCUCUAGCCCUACGUAGAACUUUUUUAGAGAAUCAUUCUUGCAAUUCGCCUAGUCUAUCACGAAGGUACGUGUCACCGUCGCCUCCAGUGCCUCCGCCUAGGAGGCUCUCCGAGAGUUCGUCGGUGCCGGGUUCUCCGCAACAUCUCAGAGCCCGCUUUCACUACACCCCGGAGCCGCAAAGGAGGCUCUUCCAGAACGACGACGUGUCAUAACGUAGGGCUUUGUCGCCUCCCGAAAGGGAGGCAGCCAAGUAGGAACGAGUUUUUGUUUUACGUUUUAUUUGUUGCGCUAAACGAACACAGGAGAACAGGAGAACGAAAGGAUGAGAGAAUCGAUUGUGAGUUAAAUGUGAGGUAAAUUCCCGUUUUUGAGACGUUAGAAUAAUAGUCUCAUUAAGCCUAUAGGUUUAUUAAAGUUUUCCGUUCACUUGAUGUAACAGUCUGUCUUAAUUUUGAGAGUAAUGGCCGGUUUCUCGUACAUUUUGUUAUUGAAAGAAUAACUAUCAGUCAGAUAAAGUUAUGUGUUUCUGAAAAUGUAUCUGUAUACCUAAACAAAAAAAAACUCUUACUUUUUGAUCGGGUUCAAUAGCCUGAAUAUUGGAGGAUUCUGAAGUAUUUAUUUCUUUUAGAACCGUCAAUUUUCUCUUUUUUAUAUUUUUAUUCGCAUCAUGACUACCAUUAUCGCUAGAUGAUGAUGAUGAGUUAGAAUCAGAUGUCGGGUAGUAAUCUUUGUCUUGAUCACUGUCAUAAAUGGUGCUCUCAAUGCGACUACGUUUUAAGUAUUCUAUUUCUUGCGUCGUUGUAGACCAACCAUUAUUAUAGGAGUAAAAGGUUUUUAACUUUUCUAUUUGUAUUUCCUUUCGAUUUUGACUUUCAAAAUUAGAUAGAAAAAAUGUACAUGUUUCAUAUUUUAUGGCCGCGAAAAGUGGAAAGUCAUCGAUAUUCUAAAAUAAUUAAAAAUUCAUAAAAAUAUACUAGUCAGCGAAACAGAAU